Cryptotermes secundus is the source of this 1221-nucleotide messenger RNA. RefSeq lists its product as uncharacterized. The coding region runs from base 1 to 1221 and encodes 406 amino acids. The record is from RefSeq and is a predicted model, not a curated record. NCBI's taxonomy places the organism in Eukaryota, Metazoa, Arthropoda, Insecta, Blattodea, Kalotermitidae. The transcript has a single exon.
AUGCAGGAAAUACAGAAAGUAAGUGAAGAUUUUCUUGCGAGAGGAGGGGCAGCUGUCGCAUCUCCAACACCAGUACUUCCCUGCAGUCAGCUGUCGCAUCUCCAACACCAGUACUUCCCUGUAGUCAGCUGUCGCAUCUACAACACCAGUAAUUCCCUGCAGUCAGCUGUCGCAUCUCCAAUACCAGUACUUCCCUGCAGUCAGCUGUCGCAUCUCCAACACCAGUACUUCCCUGCAGUCAGCUGUCGCAUCUCCAACACCAGUACUUCCCUGCAGUCAGCUGUCGCAUCUCCAACACCAGUACUUCCCUGCAGUCAGCUGUCGCAUCUCCAACACCAGUACUUCCCUGCAGUCAGCUGUCGCAUCUCCAACACCAGUACUUCCCUGCAGUCAGCUGUCGCAUCUCCAACACCAGUACUUCCCUGCAGUCAGCUGUCGCAUCUCCAACACCAGUACUUCCCUGCAGUCAGCUGUCGCAUCUCCAACACCAGUACUUCCCUGCAGUCAGCUGUCGCAUCUCCAACACCAGUACUUCCCUGCAGUCAGCUGUCGCAUCUCCAACACCAGUACUUCCCUGCAGUCAGCUGUCGCAUCUCCAACACCAGUACUUCCCUGCAGUCAGCUGUCGCAUCUCCAACACCAGUACUUCCCUGCAGUCAGCUGUCGCAUCUCCAACACCAGUACUUCCCUGCAGUCAGCUGUCGCAUCUCCAACACCAGUACUUCCCUGCAGUCAGCUGUCGCAUCUCCAACACCAGUACUUCCCUGCAGUCAGCUGUCGCAUCUCCAACACCAGUACUUCCCUGCAGUCAGCUGUCGCAUCUCCAACACCAGUACUUCCCUGCAGUCAGCUGUCGCAUCUCCAACACCAGUACUUCCCUGCAGUCAGCUGUCGCAUCUCCAACACCAGUACUUCCCUGCAGUCAGCUGUCGCAUCUCCAACACCAGUACUUCCCUGCAGUCAGCUGUCGCAUCUCCAACACCAGUACUUCCCUGCAGUCAGCUGUCGCAUCUCCAACACCAGUACUUCCCUGCAGUCAGCUGUCGCAUCUCCAACACCAGUACUUCCCUGCAGUCAGCUGUCGCAUCUCCAACACCAGUACUUCCCUGCAGUCAGCUGUCGCAUCUCCAACACCAGUACUUCCUUGCUGUUAGCUGUCGGAUCACCAGCGCCAGUAGUUCCCCAGACCUGCUAAAAAGUAAAUGUGGUCGAAUAAUAUAG